Molecule: messenger RNA, 797 nt
Organism: Rhinichthys klamathensis goyatoka
Lineage: Eukaryota; Metazoa; Chordata; Actinopteri; Cypriniformes; Leuciscidae
Gene: tmem81
Product: transmembrane protein 81
Exons: 1
Coding region: 3-782 (259 amino acids)
Source: RefSeq, a predicted model, not a curated record
CAAUGGCUGGCUCAGCACUUUGGCUGGUGUUGCUGUACUGCACACUCCUGCACUCCCCCAGCUGGUGUAGCAAUUUAACCAAAGCCGACCUGGAAGAACUGGAGAAGAUCAACACCUGGGUCAUCAAACGCAGCUUUCCCUGCAGUGCCACCUGUGGGCUUGGCCUCCGUACACAAGAGCUCUGCCCUAUCAGGGGGACCGGAAACAUCUCCAGCCCUUCCUGCAAGCUGAGGACCAUCCGCUGCCUAGACACCUGGCAGUGUGGACUGAAGACCCAAACAGCAACUGUCGGUCAGCGUCUGGUGCUUGACUGCUUAGAGGAAGUGAUGGAAGCCAUGGGCCGCUUUGCCUUUGUGGUGUCUUGGCGCUUCGCCGGUGGAGUCAUCACCUCUGAUGACUCAUUAUUCACCCGCUAUGAAGCCCUCAGCCUGGACAAGGUGGUGCUAGACCCUCUCAGAGUAGAGGAUUCUGGGACAUACCGCUGUGACGUACUGGACACCGACAAACGAAGAGUGAAGAGAAUGUAUAAAGGGGUAAAGGUGUUAUCUCCCAAUGAACUGAGUUUAGACUUUAGUAAAGGUCUGAUUCAGUGGGAAAACCCUGUGGGCCUGUUUUCUAACAUCACUAGCACAGAAAACAUGUAUCCCAGCAGGACUGUCCGAAACAUGGCGUUGAUAAGCGUGUCCAUAUCUGCUGUAAUGGCAGCGGUCAUCUUUCUACUCUUGUGGGGUUUAUACUCGAUAAGACCCAGAACAGCUCUACUUUCCCAGGACAACAUUUGAAUAAUUAAAAAGUCA